ACAAGUAUCGAUGCCAACAGAUGUUAAAGUACUCAUUUAGUCCGGUGUUUUUUGUGUAAACACUGAAUAUUUACAAAAUUUUAAGUAAAAUGGCUUCGAAUAAUAUUCCAGAAGAGAGUUUUGAAGGCGGCGAUUUCAAUUUCGAUGACGAUGCGGAGGAUGAUCAAUUUGUGGCCACAAAUUCAGGAAGAAAGCGCCUUUUUAGCAAGGAGCUGCGAUGCAUGAUGUUUGGCUUCGGGGAUGACAAAAAUCCAUACACGGAAACCGUUGAUCUGCUGGAAGAUCUAGUCAUCGAGUAUAUAGCUGAAACAACGCACCGGGCAAUGGAAAUCGGUCGAACAGGUCGCGUUCAAGUCGAGGACAUUAUCUUUCUGGUGCGCAAGGAUCCUCGUAAAUAUGCCAGGGUCAAGGACUUGCUCACCAUGAACGAGGAGCUCAAAAAGGCGCGAAAGGCCUUUGAUGAGAUCAAGUAUGUGGGCACCGAGGGUAAGCUCAAAUGACAACGACCCAAAAAAGGAACGCCAAAUCCAGGAACGAGUCAAUCCUAGCAGUAAGCACAAGCAUAUGAAUUACUUUAAAUGUUUUUAAUAUCCUAAGCUAGCUCUUAAUAAACUAAUCAAAAUAGUCUUCAAUGUCAA
Drosophila eugracilis is the source of this 638-nucleotide messenger RNA. RefSeq names its product transcription initiation factor TFIID subunit 13 (gene Taf13). Gene Ontology annotation, biological process: transcription by RNA polymerase II. Gene Ontology annotation, molecular function: protein heterodimerization activity. NCBI's taxonomy places the organism in Eukaryota, Metazoa, Arthropoda, Insecta, Diptera, Drosophilidae. The record is from RefSeq and is a predicted model, not a curated record. The coding region runs from base 90 to 500 and encodes 136 amino acids. The transcript has 3 exons. Gene Ontology annotation, cellular component: transcription factor TFIID complex.